CUUUGGAGACAUGUGGAAGACGAGAAGAUGGUGAAUUGUAUAUGUUACCUUCGUUAAUUGAUCUCUUGUAAUUUAACGAGAUAAGUUUAGAAAUGAAACUUUUAUUUUGUUUUGAUUUUUAACUUGGUAUUAUAACUCUAGUCACAGCAGUCUAACAAAUUGCAAUUUUCAAAAUAAAAAAUAUCGCCAAUUUCCAUGAAUCAACAGCAUAGCAGUGGCACAGCCACAAGAACUUUGCCGUUUUACUCGGUGUUGUUCCACGUGAAAUAUGAACACCUUCUAGCUGGUGUGAGUGGUGGAGUUGCAUCAACAUUAGUUCUUCACCCACUGGAACUAUUAAAAAUUCGUUUUGCUGUUAAUGAUGGUCAUUUAAAGAGUAGACCUCAAUACAAAGGGCUUGUUCAUGCCGUUUCAACAAUCCUGAAAGAAGAAGGUGCCCGAGGAUUGUAUCGUGGAGUCACACCAAAUUGCUGGGGUGCUGGAACAGCAUGGGGCUUUUACUUUUUCCUCUAUAAUGCCAUCAAAGCAUGGAUGUUAGAAGGAACUUCGAAAACCAAUCUCGGACCUGGUAGACACAUGUUGGCUGCAGCAGAAGCAGGUAUUCUUACUUUAGCUAUCACCAACCCAGUUUGGGUAGUCAAAACUCGCAUGUGUCUUCAGUAUGCAAACUUGGAGACCCUUUCACCUUCAAAACGUUAUUCUGGGAUGAUAGAUGCUUUAGUGAAAAUUUAUCGUUAUGAGGGUUUUCGAGGCUUUUACAAGGGUUUUAUUCCUGGUGUGUUUGGGGUUUCUCAUGGAGCUCUACAAUUUAUGGCAUAUGAAGAAAUGAAGAAGUUGUAUAUUAACCACUAUAACCUCAUUCCUGAUGCAAAACUGGGGGUCCUGGAAUACCUGACCUUUGCUGCUGCCUCCAAGUUAUUUGCUGCCUCAACAACCUAUCCAUACCAAGUAAUACGAGCACGAUUACAGGACCAACAUAAAGAGUACAAUGGUGUUGUUGAUGUACUGAAAAAAACGUGGAGAUUUGAAGGAACUCGAGGUUUUUACAAGGGACUUCUACCAAGCUUAUUGAGAGUUACGCCUGCAACUGCUAUUACUUUUGUUGUUUAUGAAAAUGUCUCUCGGUUUCUUCUACAUAAGAAAUAGAUUAACAUAAAACUUGGUAGUUUGAAUAUAAGAAAAAGCUUCUAGAAUUGUUUCUGCACUUUUAUAAUCAAACUACAUGUUAUUGAGCUUUAUUGUAUACAUUUUCUCGGUUUUAUUUUUGAGUUGAAACUCAGAAGAGAUUUCCAAAAAUUGUCUCACUUUUGAUACAGUUGUAUCUUUUGUAUUUAUCAUCCUUCAAGAUGCAUGUAUUUUGUUAUUCAAACUUACCUAAUCAUAGUUUAAGGUGUUAGGUGAAACAAUUUGUGAAAGUUUCCGGUGAAUUUAAUUUUGUAUUGUUAGUUCUGUAUGAUGGACAUGGAACUAUUUCAUUGUCUUUCUAAUAAUUCUCAAGUUGAUUGAAAUUUUAAGGUUGUAUACUUUAUAGAAACAGAUAUAAAAUGGAUUGUGUAUAACUAUCCUUAAAGUAUUAAAAAUUACUGUUAAAGUUAUUUUAAAUGAUACUGAAAUUCAAACACUUGGAACAUUAUCAAAACAUUUAACAAAAGAUAAUUUUAUUGUUUGUUAUUAUCUUCACUCAAUUUAAGGAAGAGAAAUAACUAAAUGUUUUUUCUUAAUAAAAAGACCUUUCUAAUAAGUUUAAAAACUGACAGUGUGCAUAAACCUUUAAACUUAUUUUCGUUUUUCAGUACCACAUUAAACUCUCAGUUUUAUAUGCAGAAAGUGAUAGAAAUAAACAAAAAGUCCUUGUGAAAAUUUAAUUGAAAAUAAGCCUUUUUAAUUUAACAGAAGUUUCCAUUUGUAAAAGUGUAAAAUUAUAUUACAGUAAACUAAACUAUAAUUACAAAGGAAAGAAAAAGGUAACAGAAAGGCUGAUACACCUCAUUGUAAUAGUUAAGAUUCCUAAAAGUCUUGUCCAAACAUUUUACAUUGCUUGUUCAUUGUAAAUUUCCUACUCACAAAUGAAUCCAGAGAAAAAGCAAAUUCAACAUAUAUUUAUGAUUAAAAUUAUGUAUAGAUGUUCUUGGCUGUAACAAUAUUUUACUGUCAUUUAUUGAGGGCUAAUUGCAUUUUAUAAAAAAUGAUGUUCCAUGCCUUAUGCAGGCUUUGAAAGUACUACCUCCAUUGUUGAUCAUAAUGGGUCUUAUUUGUGAUUAUGCAAUAUAUCCUGUCACCAUAAUUUCCAGAUUUCUGCAAAAAAUGUUAUUUUCCUGAUGAGUUUACACAGGCCCUUCACUGUACACUGAAAUUACUCCUAAGACAGAUGAAAGGCACAAACAUCCAUCAACACUGCACUGGGAAGAUUUUACAGGUAUGUGAUCAGUUUCUUUGGCUGUUUUUCUCAUAAAACAGCUUUUGAUUUCAAGAUGUGAAUGGAACCUUGUGAACUUCUUGACUCGUAAGGUUUUAUCAUCUUCAAAUUCUUGUAUUUUGUACUGAAAGAUAUGUGUAGCUUUCUUGCAGUAGUUUUUAUUAAUCGGAAGAAUCUUUUUCCCAUCCACAGCAAUUGCUUUAUGAAUAAGAGCAUUACUUCACAUUGAGUUGGUGUUUGUUUUCAAAGCCUUUUGCUUCCUUAGAUACUCUGCAAGGUUUUCUGCUUUCAUGAAGGACAUUGAAGACUCCUAUCUUUAAAGUGUUGUUUAACAUUCUUGCUUUAUGAACACUCUUCCACGGAAAGGGUUGUGAAAUGUAUCCAGCUGUAUGCACCUGUCACAGUGUUGCAUUAAUGAAUGGUCUGAUUCUGUUGUGAACCAAAUGUAAACGUGCUAAGCACAUUGCACUUGUCACCGUGGCUUGCAUCUGCAGAAAAGACCACUGCAUUUACAUAUUUAAGUCAUUCUUAUAUUGUGUGGUUAAUUGGGCCAUUGUUUACCAGAAAUUUCCAAAAUUAACACAGCUUUCUAAAAAAUUAUCCUAAAUUUCUGAGAUAAAUGUUUGAUUUUAAUGGGAGUUUCUUAAAUGUCGUGAAUUUUUUAAACUUCAAUUUUAAAAAAAUAGAGCAACAUAAAUUAUUAUGAAACUAAGAUUAAGUUUUCUCUGUGUCCAUUUGUGCAAGUGCAACUAUGCAUGUGUUGAAAUUUGUUUAGUUUCUCCAUUUUUAUGAAGAUACUAUUAUAAGCUUAUGUUAAAGAAUUUUCAAAAAAGAUGUGUCCCUGUAGUUGGAGGUAAUUUAUUCUGUUCUGUCUGUUUAUCACAUUAUAAGACCAUUUCAUUUAAAUGCUCUAGAAGACUAAAAAAGUGCCAGUGAAGCAAUGAUUAACAGUGGCUGCAUAGCAAAAUGAAAAUACACUUAACAGUAAUGGUUUUAUAUAUUAAUAUUGUUUUCAAUAGUUAGAUUUACUAAUAUCAGGUAGGCUUAUAUUCAGAAUUUCUGAAAGUUAAAGUUGUGGUAAUUUGUUUUUCCAGAAAACACUGGCCCUAGUUAUUAACUUUUUAUGUUACUUUUAAACUAUGAAAAUCUUUAUUUCUAAAGUCUAUUGUGUAAUCUAAAAUCUAAGCACUGGUAAUAGAUAUAUAUUAAAUCUUUGCAAUAUUUUUUAAUAAAUGUUACUGUUAAGCCUGACUAAAGUUAUAUAAAAGGUAAAAAAACUAAUUUAAAAAUUUCUAUUUACAUAUAAUUUAAUAUUAGCAACAUUAUGUUAUGCUGUUUACUCCUGGCUAAUUUCACAUACAUUUGUCUAACGAUGAGAUUUUACAAAACUUGUCUGGACAUUAUGGAGUCAUGAUGUGUAUGUGUGUGAGUAAAACAUCCUAGAGAGUUUUAAGUUUUGAAAUGUAAAUGAUUUGAAGUAGUAUAUGAUUGAGAGCUUCUCAAAACAUUAUAUAAAUUAAAAACUGAAUGGUUUGGAGGACAUAUCAGGAUACUUAGAUAUACCUAAAUGAAUUAUUGAGUGUACAAAAUGAUUAUGUGGUUGUGUUUUACCAUCAUUAUUUGAUGUAAGAAAUGUGUCAUGUACUUGUGACUCUCAAACAGUAUCAUCCUUUUGUAAACGAACUCGUAUAAGCUGUUAUGAACCACGCUUACAUGUGUGUAAGAUGUUAAAAAACACUGUCUUCUGAGACAAUAACUCUCCUCCUCACACACAUCAGCUAUCUUCUUCACACAUCUACUAAAGAGAUAUGCAUACCACUAUCCUUGAGAUAACUCCCACCUAAUUUCAUGUGAAUUGUGGCACUGCAUGAUGACAUCGUCAUGCAAUAUAGCCCACCAGUAAUUAGAAGGCAAUAUGUCUCCCUGUAUACCAACUCCCCCGAUACAUUUGCACUGUGAAUCUUCAUUAUUUUCCUUGACACUA
Messenger RNA from Limulus polyphemus (Atlantic horseshoe crab), 4400 nucleotides. Its product is annotated as mitochondrial folate transporter/carrier-like. The record is from RefSeq and is a predicted model, not a curated record. Gene Ontology annotation, molecular function: folic acid transmembrane transporter activity; FAD transmembrane transporter activity. Gene Ontology annotation, cellular component: mitochondrion; mitochondrial membrane. The coding region runs from base 196 to 1146 and encodes 316 amino acids. NCBI's taxonomy places the organism in Eukaryota, Metazoa, Arthropoda, Merostomata, Xiphosura, Limulidae. The transcript is spliced from 7 exons. Gene Ontology annotation, biological process: folate import into mitochondrion; mitochondrial transport; nucleotide transport.